GUCAGGCUGUAUGAUCUCAGAAGAAGGUUGUGCUUCUCUGGUCUCAGCUCUGACCUCCAACCCCUCCCACCUGAGAGAGCUGGACCUGAGCUACAACCAUCCAGGAAAAUCAGCAGUGAAGCUUCUGUCUGCUGGACUGAAGGAUCCCGGCUGGAGACUAGACACUCUCAGGGUGGAGCCUGCUGGACAACGAUGGUUGACACCAGGUCCGUGGCAGUAUUCCUGUCAACUCAACAUCGACACAAACACGGUCCACAAUCGCAUCAAACUGUCUGACAACAACAGGAAGAUGACACGUGUGAAGGAGGAUCAGUCGUAUCCUGAUCAUCCAGACAGGUUUGAUUUCUGGGAGCAGCUUCUGUGUAGAGAAGUUCUGACGGGUUGCUGUUACUGGGAGGUCCAGUGGAGAAGAAGAGUUUCUGUAUCAGUGAGUUACAGAAGAAUCAGCAGGAAAGGAGACUCUGAUGACUGUGUGUUUGGAUUGAAUGAUCAUUCCUGGAGUCUGGACUGUUCUGAUGAUGGUUACUCUGUCUGGCACAAUAACAGAAAAACAUAUUCCACCUCUUCCUCAGUCUCUGACAGAGUAGCAGUGUAUGUGGACGUUCCUGCUGGAACUCUGUCCUUCUACAGCGUUUCCUCUGACGGACUGAUCCUCCUCCACACCUUCAACACCACAUUCACUGAACCUCUCUAUCCUGGGUUCAUGAUCUGUCCUGGUUCUUCAGUGUUUCUGUGUUGA
Cololabis saira (Pacific saury) is the source of this 739-nucleotide messenger RNA. Its product is annotated as stonustoxin subunit beta-like. NCBI's taxonomy places the organism in Eukaryota, Metazoa, Chordata, Actinopteri, Beloniformes, Belonidae. The transcript has 3 exons. Bases 11 to 739 code for a protein of 242 amino acids. The record is from RefSeq and is a predicted model, not a curated record. Gene Ontology annotation, molecular function: protein binding.